Arachis duranensis is the source of this 2548-nucleotide messenger RNA. RefSeq names its product protein NPGR2. Bases 176 to 2404 code for a protein of 742 amino acids. The record is from RefSeq and is a predicted model, not a curated record. Lineage: Eukaryota; Viridiplantae; Streptophyta; Magnoliopsida; Fabales; Fabaceae. Gene Ontology annotation, molecular function: protein binding. The transcript has 6 exons.
UGAAUUUUUGGCCAAAUUCUUUCAUGGGGUCACUUCAUGUAAAGUGUGAGGAAUUCUCAGUUGUUGAAAAAGGAAAACUAUGAUUCUUAAAGCUGAAACCUUGUCAUGUACUCCAAAGCAAGUGCACGAAAAGUGAUGGAAAGGGCCAAGUCAUCAAGUUCAAUGUUGUGGAAGAAUGAGAGUUAUUAGGAAUUGGAUUGUAAGUAAGAAGAGAAAGUUUCUUGGGAUUGAGGAGAGAUUGGAGAAGAUGAUCAAUUGCAUGCGUUCUGGGGAACAGGUUGCUGUUGAUGAGAUUGGUGGUUAUUCAUCAGAGUCACUUGCAACAAGGGACUAUUCAGCUACAGCGAGUGGCUAUUCAUCUAGGCCUGGUGCUGCUGAAUUUGAUCCAAAGUUGGAUAAUAGCAACAUUGAAGAAGCAGAGUCCACACUUCGUGAAAGUGGUUACUUGAACUAUGAGGAAGCUAGAGCUUUACUAGGAAGGCUUGAAUAUCAGAAGGGUAAUUUUGAAGCUGCACUUCAUGUAUUUGAAGGAAUAGACAUUGCUGCUGUUGCUCCAAAGAUGAAAAUUUCUAUAUCUAGAAGAUGUGAACGGAAUAUGAAUAGACGCCGUUCGUUGAGUGAUGCAGCGCCUCCUAUGUCCAUUCAUGCUGUUAGUCUACUUCUUGAAGCUGUUUUGCUCAAGGCAAAGUCAUUGCAGAUUCUUGGAAGGUUUCAAGAAGCUGCUAGAUCAUGCAAGACUAUUUUGGACACCGUUGAAUCUGCAUUACCUGAAGGAUGGCCUGAGAACUUUGAUUUAGACAGAAAGUUACAAGAGACUAUAAGAAAUGCUGUAGAACUACUUCCAGAGCUAUGGAACCUUGCCGGCUCUCAUCAACAUGUCAUAUCAUCAUUUAGGAGGGCCUUGCUUUAUCCAUGGAAUCUUGACAUUGAAACAACUUCAAGAAUUCAAAAGGAAUUUGCUAUGUUUCUUCUGUAUAGCGGCUGUGAAGCGAGUCCUCCUUCGCUUCGCUCUCAAUUGGACGGUUCCUUUGUCCCAAGAAACAAUAUAGAAGAAGCUGUUCUCUUGCUUCUUAUUCUGCUGAGAAAUUCUGCUAUAGGAAGCAUUGAAUGGGACCCUUCAGUAGUUGAUCAUCUUUCUUUUGCUCUAACUGUUUCCGGGGAGUUCAAGACACUGGCUCAACAGGUUGAGGAAUUGCUUCCGGAAACCAUGGAGAGGAAAGAAAGACAUUAUAUUCUAGCACUUUGUUACUUUGGUGAAGGUGAGCACAUGAUUGCUUUGGAUCUUUUGAGGAACUCUUUGAAUGAUAGAGAGAACUCGGAGUGCGAACAGGAACUGCUUCUAGCUUCAAAAAUUUGUGCAGAUAACAUGGUUUGUGUUGAGGAUGGAAUCAAAUAUUCUUGCAAAGCAAUUUCUCAGUUGGAUGGAAAGUGCAUGCAAGUGGUGGCAAUUGCAUAUUGCUUACUAGGUGUUCUGCUCUCAUCGAAAUCAAGGUUGAUAGCUUCUGAUUCAGAGAAAGUUUUAAUGCAAUCCGAAGCACUGAGGGCUCUGAAAACGGCAGAGAGAACGAUGAGUGAGAGUGAUCCUUACAUAGUCCUUCAUCUUUGUCUAGAAUACGCCGAGCAGCGGAACUUGAGCAUUGCUUUUUGUCAUGCAAAGGAACUGGUUAAGCUUGAGGGUGGAUCUAGUGUUGCUGCAUAUGUAUUACUUGCAAGGAUUUUAUCAGCUCAAAAGAAUUUUGUGGAUGCAGAGUUGGUUAUUGAUGCUGCCAUAGAUCAAAGUGGGAAAUGGGAUCAAGGAGAGUUGUUGAGAACCAAAGCGAAACUCCGGAUUGCACAGGGAAGAUUAAGGAGUGCAGUGGAGACAUAUACUUUCCUCCUUGCUGUGCUUCAAGUCCAAAACAAAAGUUUGGGCACUGCAAAUAAGGUUAUGAAGAGUAAGAGAAACCGCAACAGAAAUCUGGAGAUGGAAAUAUGGCAUGAUUUGGCCAACUUGUACAUUGCUUUAUCACAGUGGCGAGAUGCUGAAGUUUGUCUUGCAAAGUCUAAGGCUAUUAAUCCUUAUUCUGCUUCUAGAUGGCACUCCACAGGUUUACUUUUCAAGGCCAGAGAUCAGCAGCAAGAAGCAUUGAAUGCAUUUAGGAAAGCACUAGACAUCGAACCAAACCAUGUGCCAAGUUUGAUAUCAACAGCAUGUGUUCUGAGACAGCUUGGUGGCCAAUCAUCUUCAAUUGUGAGAAGCCUUCUGAAUGAUGCACUAAGGCUUGACAGAACAAACCCAAAUGCUUGGUACAAUCUUGGACUGCUCUACAAACAUGAUUUGGGCACAUCUGCAUUGGAAGCUGCUGAGUGCUUUGAGGCUGCUGCUCAUCUUGAAGAAACUUCUCCCAUUGAACCCUUUAGAUAGCCAACUUCACCACAAUUUUUUAUUUCAUUUUAUUUAUUUAUUUAUUUAUUUUGUUGUCGUUGAAGAUGUGUGAUAAGUUAUAGGUCUACUUGUAAAGCUUUGCUUUUUGAAGAAUGAUAUAUGUAGCUAGUAAAUUUGUCUAAA